UCUUCAUUCAGCGCUCUACACAGUAUGGCCGGCGAUAUUAGCUAGCACUCGCUAACGGUAUUCUCUGUAAAAGGGAAGACGGUAACUCAAGAAAAUCAACACCUGGAUUGCUUAAAGGACUGUACCUCAAUAAAUUAUAAACUGAUCGAGGAAGGAUUUAUUAAGCCGUAAACGUUACAACUCACGCUUAAUAUUUUGUUGGGUGUCUGUUGUCUCAUGAUGGAAGAUAACGGUGCACAUUUCUUCGAGGGGACUGAAAAGCUGUUGGAGGUGUGGUUCUCCCGGCAGGAUGAGACCAAAGGAACCGGGGACCUCCGUACCAUCCCAAGGUUUGAGUGGGACAAACUUCUGGAGAAUGUGCAUUGUUUGAUCAUAAGUGUGACAAAGUCUGACAAGCAGGAAGCUUAUAUACUCAGUGAGAGUAGCAUGUUUGUCUCCAAGAGACGUUUCAUUUUGAAGACGUGCGGAACCACCCUCUUACUGCAAGCACUGGUGCCUCUGCUGGAACUCGCUAGGGAGUACUGCGGCUUCAAUGCCAUUGAGAAUUUCUUCUACUCCCGCAAGAACUUCAUGAAGCCGACCCACCAAGAGUUCCCUCAUCGAAACUUCCAGGAGGAAGUGGACUUUCUCAGCCAGAUUUUCCCAAAUGGUGCUGCCUACUGUAUGGGGCGUCUGAACUCUGACUGCUGGUACCUGUUUACUCUGGACCUACCAGAGUACUGGGAGAACAAGCAUGCGGAUCAGACGCUGGAAGUUCUGAUGAGUGACCUCGAUCCGGCCAUUAUGGACCAGUUCUACAUGAAAGAUGGUGUUUCUGCAACUGAUGUCACUCGUAUGAGUGGAAUUUGUGACCUGAUACCAGGUUCUGUGAUCGACGCCACAAUGUUUAACCCUUGUGGAUACUCAAUGAAUGGAAUGAAGGCUGACGGAACUUACUGGACCAUCCACAUCACCCCAGAGCCAGAGUUCUCCUACGUCAGCUUCGAAACCAACCUCUCCCAGACAUCAUACGAUGAUCUGGUCAGAAAGGUGGUGGAGGUGUUCAAGCCAGGAAAAUUUGUGACCACGCUUUUUGUCAAUCAGAGCUCCAAAUGUCGCAGUGUCUUUUCUUCGGCCCAGAAACUCGAGGGCUACAAACGUCUUGACCGCCAGUUGGCUCAGUUCAACGACUACAAUUUUGUCUUCACAAGCUACGCCCGGAACCACCAGCAGAACCAGCAGAGCUGAGGGUUGAGGAUGAAGAAGAGGCGUAAAAAGAAAGAUGGCUGCUCCUGGCUCCCCACCUGCGGCCGGCUUCACCCCUCAGUAGAGAGCUUGGCGUCUUCCUCUUCUCCCCCACUCCUUGUCCUCCUCCCCCCCUUGUGCUGCUGUCGUUGUCCAGACUCUCAGAGUGCUGACGUGGUCGCGAGCCCUACUUUAUCCUCCAGUUUGAGUUGUUUGCAUUGUUGUUCCUGUGACUUAGAUCUCUUGCAUGAAAGCUCUUUUCUCUGUUUUGAUAUUCUAGCUCACUCUUGCUGUGACCUUGAAGUGCAUGUAGAGGAAUUAAACACGCUCCGUUUGAGGCUAUCCACCUGUGCUGCCCAGUACGACGGUCCCUUCCUGCAGGUGUCCCCCCUCAUCCCCCACAGACAAGGCUUCCGACCGCACUAGGCCAGGGCCCUGACAUGCUCAGAUCAGUCUGCCUCUUUAUGAGCUCAGCCUGCCCUUUUUUCUUUUUUUUUUUCCUUCAUUUUUUUUUAAUUUUCAAAUUCAGACCCAGUCUACAUCUAAUAUUCCCUCCAAUGUUACAAUCGGUAUUUUUGAGUGCACUUUAAAAACCUGUUUAGUCACGGUACGGAAAAAGAAGGCCAACCUCUGUCUCAAGUCUGAUUGAAUGUGUAAGUCAUGGUAAGCUUUUGGCCUUUUCUGAUCUGUCAUACCUGUCCGAGAUCCUUUGAAUGCCAUACUUGCUGUUUAAUGUCAAGCUAUUGGAUAUUUGCAGCUUGUUUAUCUCUGUGCUCUUGGGUUGCCACAAACUGCACUAAAGCAAAAGGCUUUCUGCUUUGCUGGGCUUUGACUCCUCUAGCACCUGUGUUCAUUCAUUUGUGCUCCUCCACCUCGACAAUCGUAUAGUCCUCGCGUUUCCCCAAAUAGACAGGCUUUUAAAGUUGUAUGCCUAGAAAUAUAUGAAUAUGAAUCAUUGAAGACACUUUGUUGCACUCAGCUUCUUUUUGAGCUACAUGUGAUAUAUGAAAUUGUAUAAUAUAUAGGAAGCUUCCAUCCUAUAGACUCCAUAGUCAUAUUCAGCACUCUGAUUUUCCACAUACCCACCAGUUGGUUAAAUGGAAAAUGUUGAAAGUGAAUGUAGCGCAGGCCGUGUAAAGCAGCGGUCUGCCCCCUCCCAUCUUUCGAAUGUACAUGUCUCUAGAGAAAAGCCUGGACCAGGCUGAAUGUACAACUCCAGGAGAGCACACCCUCCUCUUCUCACACUUGCUCACACACACACACACACACACACACACACAGCUCACAAUGACCUCUGUCGAGCAGCCAUUGUCCAGCUUGCAGUAGGUCUCCCCCUGCCAGAGUCAGACUGGCCCCAAAACUGUGACACGACUAGAGCCAGCCCUCCUGGCCAGUGCCCGCUCUGAAUGGGAAAUAAUGAAUCAGACACUUUUUGCUUAGUUGCCCAGCAAAGCAUUUUUCUUCUUGCUACAUAAUAUCCCCCUCUCUCUCUCUCUUUCCGCCCCAUACAGAGAAGUGUAAGCACAUAAUAGAAGCCCACCAGUCUGAGCAUGCCAGGGUGUUCCCGGAUCAUUCCACAUGUAACCGCUGCAUAAACUGCCAUUUUAUUAAAUUUAUUGUGCCCAGACAAUUUUUGCAGUGAAUUGGUUGAAAAUGUGACUCGCCUUGCAGUUUUUUUCUUUUUUGUUUGGAUCAAUGCCCUUUGUUCACCGAGGGGGAAAAUCCUGUGACACUAUGGUGCAUGUGACUACUAGUGCUGUGUUGCUUAACAGUGUAGCGUAGCGCCGUCUCUUCCUCCUUUUUGUCAGUAGGUCUGUGCUUCACCACCCUCUUGUUCUACCAGAUGAAAGUUGUAGCCUCCGCAUCCUGAUGUGUUUUGGUUAGGCGGGGAAUCUUCUAUCUUUUUUGGAGUUGGGUCAACUUGUCAUUAACUUAAAGUUGCAGACAAGUGCUGAAAGCAGGUUAGACUUGAUAUUCGUUACCUCAUGAAACAUUUUUCCUCACCUCUCCACUGCCUGUUGAGUCCAGUGGUGUUCACAGUGCUUCUCCUGCCAGAGAAUGCCCUUUGAAUUUUCGCCCAGAGAAGACCCAGUGGGAGUCUUAACCUGCUUUUAGCCUUGUAGUGUGCAUAUAUAUAUAUAUAUAUAUGCACAGAGUUGGAGCAGUUCAUGUAAAAAUUAGCAGUGAACUUGACACUGGAAUAGUUUGUCUGUCUUGGUGUUUGAGUGGUUUUGUUCUUUCCUUGAGGACCAAUCUCUGCCCUUACAUGAUCUGCUCUCAAACUUGCUGUCAAAUGACUUAGUUCUGCCAUGACUAUUAUGGGUCCUUUUUUUAUGAACUCACACAUUGAGGGACUUGCUAAUUGUACUUGGAUUAAUUACAUUUUAGCCUUGUUGGUGUGGAUUAUUGCUGGGGUUUUUUUGUGUGUGUUUUUUCUUUUUUUUUUUUUUUUUUAUACAGUGAAUUCAAAAUGCAUUUUUGAAGUUGAAUUUUAUACAAAAAAUAUUUUGUGUUUUUGCUGCGGACCAAUAUUUUAUUUUAUUUUUUGUUUUCCCCCCCCCUUUUUGUCCAAAUGUUUAUUUUGUUGUCAAACCAGUGUUCAGAGGUAGUGUGAUCUGAUGUUAAGGGAUGACCUUUUCAAAGCUGACUAAAUCAUUUAUUUUUUUUCACUCUAUCUUCUCUGCAAGUCUUCUGAAAGACUGCAGAGGGAGGGAAAGUGAAAGCCUCCCCACAGGUGAGAGGGUGCAGCUGCAGGAUGUACUGAAGGAGAAACUUUGCUGUUCUAAUUCUUUCUUUUGCUGUUCUUUGGAUUGUCAAGAUGUGCUAAAUAUAUCUGUGCUACGAGCUUGAAGCUUAAUAAAAAAAUAUACUUAUCUGUG
Messenger RNA from Scatophagus argus, 4103 nucleotides. It is a transcript of the gene amd1, whose product is annotated as adenosylmethionine decarboxylase 1. The transcript is spliced from 9 exons. The record is from RefSeq and is a predicted model, not a curated record. Gene Ontology annotation, cellular component: cytosol. Gene Ontology annotation, biological process: spermidine biosynthetic process; spermine biosynthetic process. Gene Ontology annotation, molecular function: adenosylmethionine decarboxylase activity. Bases 217 to 1227 code for a protein of 336 amino acids. Lineage: Eukaryota; Metazoa; Chordata; Actinopteri; Scatophagidae.